CCGCUCAGGUUUAAAUGCAAACAAGAACAAACUGUUAUUUCAGGAGUGUUAUGGGCAGCCCCUCUCUAUGUUUCUCCAGGACCACCCAGGGCUCCUCAUCCUCCAGGCUCCACUUUCUGGUUUCUUAAAGGAGCCACACCCCAUGAGCAGCCAUUCCCAAAUAUUACACUGGCGAAAGUCUCAAACUCAAGUGCAUUGGGAGCACAUACACCUGCAGUGGAAUGUAUAUGUGCACAAUACAUCUUGAAGAACAACAGUUACUGUAGUCCAGGCAAGUAGGAAAAGCCAGCAUGACUUCCCUCCUGCAGGAUAAACUUUAUGAGAUCCAGUGUCAGGCUCCUUCUCCCAGCAAAGACUUCCAUCACUUUACCAUCACCAAGACAGAGGUGAUCUGGAGAUCAUGGAGGAUUUCCUUUCGGCCUAAUCAAGAAAAGCUUUUCCCAAAGGAAGUGAGGAAACCCCACAGUGAUUUUUUGCUGAAUGAACAGUUACACAAGCAAGUGCAGAAUAUCUUUGGCUACAAGAUGCUGGAAUACACGCUGAAUUUGUGUCAGGGAUGUUACGAUUUCCUAACUCGAAUGCCUGAUAACCUGAUUAUGCACAUCCUGUCCUUUCUUAAUGCAGAUGACAUCAGACAGCUGUCAAAAACUUGCAAGAAGUUUCAGCAGUUAUGUAGCAGUGAAGAACUUUGGGAAAGAAUUAGACUGCUACAAGAUAAACACACUCAUGAUCUGAAGAUUAUGAGGUUCCCAGUUUACAAGAAGCUAAUGUACUUCAAUCAAAAGCCCAGUCAUCAGAAGCAGAUGCAAAGACGACAGACCACAUUCUUCUAAAACUGUUUGGCAAUUAUCAGACUAGACUGACAGACCACACAUCUUUUUUUCAUAUUAUGUUGCUAUUGUUAUUAAAAGUCUAUUGUGGAGAUCAAGAGAAUUAUAAUAAGUAAAUAUGAAUUGUCUCUAGAAGUUUAAGAGAUCACAGAGCUUUCCUUUCAUAAAUUAAAACUGAAAGGAGUGGAUUUAAAAAUCUUUAUUACAAAUAAUUCAUCAGAAAAAGAUUAGUGAUUUUUAUACCUUUCUCUUUGUGUAUGUGUGUUUUCUUUGUGCACGUAACAUCAUUUUUGUGUAUAGUCAGUUUCACUGUUUUGUUGAUGAUUCACAGCUCUAUUGGGGCACUAUUUAGCCAAAUCUGAAAGCAAACCCGUGGUGUAGCUCAG
Molecule: messenger RNA, 1216 nt
Organism: Mauremys mutica (yellowpond turtle)
Lineage: Eukaryota; Metazoa; Chordata; Testudines; Geoemydidae
Product: F-box only protein 36-like
Exons: 5
Coding region: 291-833 (180 amino acids)
Molecular function (GO): protein binding
Source: RefSeq, a predicted model, not a curated record